AUGCUGCUGCUCAUCCUCACUUUCCGUUUCCUGUGUGAGUCGGCCUCGACCACGCCCUUCCCCAAAGACCUGGAGCCGAUCAACGUGGUCAGCUCGGAGCAGUCGUAUCAGUAUCCAGGGUUUCAGGGUUUGCUUCAGGACAACGACACACUGCGUCUGGGCCUGGACUUUCAGAGGAUGUUACGCAUCAACCACAUGUUGUACAUCACUGCCAGAGAUCACGUGUUUGCAGUGAACCUGACGACGGCUUCAGAGGAGUUCGUUCCUCAGCUGAAACUGACAUGGAAGUCCAAAGACGUCAGCAAGUGCACGGUCAGAGGGAAGAACAGCGACGAGUGCUACAACUACGUCAAAGUCUUGGUCCCCAGAAAUGACGAGACCCUGUUCGCCUGCGGCACCAAUGCCUUCAACCCCACCUGCCGAAACUACAAGAUGACCUCGUUGGAGCAGGUCGGGGAGGAGGUGGUCGGCCAGGCUCGUUGUCCCUUCGAGUCCGGUCAGUCAAACGUUGGACUGUUCGCUGGGGGGGAUUUCUAUUCGGCCACCAUGACGGACUUCCUGGCCAGCGACGCCGUCAUCUACAGAAGCCUGGGAGACGGCCGUCCCGUCCUCAGAACCGUCAAGUACGACUCCAAGUGGCUCCGAGAACCUCACUUCCUGCAUGCCAUCGACUAUGGUAACUACGUCUACUUUUUCCUGAGUGAGAUCGCAGUGGAGUACACCGCCCUGGGCAAGGUGGUGUUUUCUCGGGUGGCCCGCGUCUGUAAGAAUGAUAACGGUGGAUCCCCCAGAGUUCUGGAGAGAUACUGGACUUCUUUCCUCAAGGCUCGUCUGAACUGUUCGGUUCCUGGAGAUUCCUUCUUCUACUUUGAUGUUCUUCAGUCUCUCACCAACGUGCUGCAGAUCAACCAGAGACCUGCUGUGGUCGGGGUCUUCACCACUCAGGCCAACAGUAUCCCUGGCUCUGCAGUCUGUGCUUUCUACAUGGACGACAUAGAGAAAGUCUUCAAUGGGAAGUUUAAGGAGCAGCGGACCAGUGACUCGUCCUGGACUCCAGUCCCUGAUGAGCAGGUUCCCAGACCAAGACCUGGUAUGUGCGCAGGCGAUGGUCCGGCUGCAGACUACAAGUCAUCGGUUCAGUUUCCAGAUGAGACGCUGACGUUCAUCAAGUCGUAUCCUCUGAUGGACGAAGCUGUUCCCUCCGUUAACGACCGGCCCUGCUUCACCAGGACCUCCAGCAGGUCCAAGUUGACCCAGAUCGUGGUGGACGUUUCAGCCGGUCCCUACAAGGAUCGGACGGUGAUGUUCCUGGGCUCAGACGAUGGACGAGUCCUGAAGGUUUUGGCGAGCACACAUCCCAACGACAGCUUCGGAUCCAAACUGCUAGAGGACAUCGACGUCUACAACCCGUCAAAAUGCAACGUUCAGGGCCAAGAGGACAGGAGGGUUCUGGGACUGGAGCUGGAUAAGGACCAUCAUGCUUUGUUUGUAGCUUUCACCAGCUGUGUCAUCAGAGUGCCGCUCAGCCGCUGCACUCAACAUGGAGCCUGUAAAAAAGCCUGCCUGGCCUCUCGUGACCCAUACUGCAUCUGGCUGCGGACUGGGAGCUGUGCCAACAUGGCGCCGGGUUUCAAGGCGGGGUUUGAACAGGAUAUCGAGGGCGACCACUCGUUUCACCCAGACAGCUGCCACGCCGACGUCUUGGCGACAACACGGAACCAAGAGUCUGGAGCCGACUCCGCCUACGAGAUGGACCAGCGUGCCGGGGCGAACGUCCACUACACCCUGCUGAUCGCCUGCGUGCUAGUGGCUUUCUUCCUGGGCGCAAUCCUGUCGGGCUUCCUGGUGUCGUGUUACUGCAGCCGCAGCGCCGCUCACCGGGCGAGAAGGCUGGGAAAAGACCCCGAGGCGUCGCUGCCUCACGCUCUGUCGCUGCGAUCCCUCGCCAAGCUCAACGGACUGCUGGACGGGCAGCCCAAGGAAGACAAACUGGACGUGUCCACUCCAAAGAUGUACAGCUCCUUUAUCCCCAACGGCAGAGCCGAGCCUCAUCUCCACACCCCCGGACAUCAGGGCCUGCCGCUGGGAGACCCUGACCUCAGCCUCUCCCAGUCCCUGUCACAGGGUGAUGGAGAGCUGUCCGGCCUGCCCACACCUGACUCCACCCCGGAAUUGCCCAUCAAGAACAUGAAGGCCCUGCGACACCAUCAGUACGAGAAGAACCAGAACUGCAACAAUGCCAAGGACAGCAACCCGAAAUCUGGGCCCAGCUGUUCUGGAUCCAGUCUGGGUUUCAUGGCCGUCGUUGGGAACUCUUUGACCCAGCAGGUGUUUCCCUACUCUCAUCACCAGGGCAACAGUCUGAGCAACGGAGCGGCCCAUGGAGCGGGGGCUUCUUCGACUUCGCUGCACCUCCCCGAGGAGAGGAAGAUCUCGAAUGACGAGCGAGCAGCAGCAGCAGUAGGUGGAGGCGCAGGAGGCGGGGGAGUACCCCAUCAUCACCACUCCCAGCAGUCUCUCCCCCAGACGGUGGUGGAUGUGUCGGCGCUGGACGAGCUGCUCAAACACAUCCACGAGGUCAGCGCGUCGGGAACUGGAGGCAUCAAGGUUCUCACUUCCACCUCCUCGUCUGCACUGUUUCCCGGGCCAUCCUCGUCCGCCUCUGGAGGGCAUCAUCAUCAUCACCAUCAUCAUCACAGCCACCACAGCCAGACGCGCACCCACCACUACAACCACAGCCAUCACCACAGCAACCACCACAACAACAACAGCAGCAGCAGUGGUGGCGCCGGCGGAGGUGGUCACCAUCACCAGCAGCAAAUCCCCGAGACUGAAUCGGCUUCGUACUACAGCACCUCCACACUGCCGAGGGACGGCCUCCCCAAACGUCUGGACCCACCUCCUCAAAGCUCCACCUCAUCCUUCCAGCAGGUGAUUCCAGAGAGACCCGGAGGAAGCAGUGUCUCUGUGACACGCCACCACUCCCAGCGCCACUCCCUAAUAAAGAUGGGCAGCGGGGGUGGUGCCGUGCCUCGCCAUCACAGCUUCAACCAACGGGGGCCUCAGCAUGCACACUUUCUAGCCAGGAUGAACACCAAUAGCAGCAGCAACGGACCCCCAGGUGCGAAUGGGGAAGCUAAUGCAAACGCCAGUACCAACGGUGAGAGUCAGCGGCCGUCGAUCGCCAGUGCCUGCCUGACACGGCAGCACAGUUACAGCGAAGGGCCACAUGUGCAGCGGGCGGCAAUCGUCCGGAGAACAGCUUCGCUCAAACCCCAAGUCCCGCCAAAACCCUUGUUCCUGCCAAACACAGCAACAUCACCGGUAGCAGAGGCAGGAAAGUACAACUACUGAGACAAUGGGAGGAGGUGACGCCACUGCACCGUGGCUGCUGCAGUCCUCACUGAGUGAAGCACCCCAAUAUGUCUGCAGGGCCUGUGAGAAAUGACAAAAUGAGAGCAUUGAU
This is a messenger RNA of Seriola dumerili (greater amberjack), 3466 nucleotides long. RefSeq names its product semaphorin-6D-like. NCBI's taxonomy places the organism in Eukaryota, Metazoa, Chordata, Actinopteri, Carangiformes, Carangidae. The transcript is spliced from 21 exons. Gene Ontology annotation, molecular function: chemorepellent activity; semaphorin receptor binding. Gene Ontology annotation, biological process: positive regulation of cell migration; negative chemotaxis; neural crest cell migration. The record is from RefSeq and is a predicted model, not a curated record. The coding region runs from base 1 to 3354 and encodes 1117 amino acids.